ACGCACCAUACAAUAUCCAUGCAACAAUCAAAUUGUCUAUAGCCUAAGUGGGCAUGACCCAAACCAAGAUUUGAUAAUCUGAAUCUACGAGAUCAAGGUAUAACCUUCUGCAAGAUCUCAUCCCUAUAGAACCUUCUACCAGUUUACACAUGUAGAUUUAAAAACUUUGACACUAAAAGGAUGUUUGUGUAUUGUAUGGGUAUACUAGAUUUCAUUUCUAUCAUAUAUUUGAAAAUUUGGAGCUUGAUGAAGUUCAGUCAAAAAGAAAUGUAAUGAACAAAUCAACAGGUGAAACAAACAAGUUAAUCCCACUUGAAAGAGUCCUCUCCCAAUAGCAAUCAUGGGAAAUGUCACUUCUUCAAUUACCACAAUACUAGGUUGUUUUGGGACUGGCGUCCCUCACAAUAUUUUCCUUGUGCAUACCUUUCCUCAACUCCGUGUUAGGUAUAUGUUUCGUUGGCUCAUUGGAAUUGUGUUACACUCUUUUGAGCAUUAUUUGGUAUCACGGAAACAAAAUUUUUUUUAAGAAAUUGAAAACUCAAAACGGAAGAUAAAUAGUGAAAACUAUGUUUGGAAAUGAAAAUGUUAUAUAAAUUUUAAGAAAACUUAAUUCAAUUGCAAUAACAAAUCCAAAUUUAAGGU
Messenger RNA from Rubroshorea leprosula, 642 nucleotides. Lineage: Eukaryota; Viridiplantae; Streptophyta; Magnoliopsida; Malvales; Dipterocarpaceae. The record is from the annotation of a GenBank genome assembly.